UUGAGAGUCAUCAGUUCAAAAUGUUGAUCAAACGACUUAAAAUCUACCUCGUAGUGCUUGUCUUGUUUGGCUCUGCGCCCAGGAUAUCGUGCUUCAUCGGAUGCGAGCAACUUGAGACCUCGUUGGAAACCAUGAACUCCUACUUGCAAAAUCUAACUCAAAGCUUGGUAGAAUACCGUCAGAUGUAUCAAUUACAUAUGGAGGAACUUCGGCGGAACAUGAAAUCUCCCGAAAACCAUGAAACUAGGGAACUGAGUACUCAUCCUGGAACGCUUCCUUCGCUUGUUGAAAAAACAACAGAUAACUUAUCAGUCAUCAAUUUUUAUUCCACCACCGAUGGAGUUAUGAUAACAGAGCUGCAACACAUAAAUGAGAAAAGAGAAGAAACCACACAAACGUGCUUCGAUUUUCGGAAUUCCCCAUCCGGGAUAUAUCAACAGAUUCUAAGAAACGAGUUCGAAGCUUUUUGCGAUAACGAUUAUUCAACUGGAGGCUGGACGGUGAUUCAAAACCGUUUCAACGGCUCCGUGGAUUUCAAUCGAGGCUGGAAGGCCUACCAGGAAGGAUUUGGAGAUCUGGAAGGCGAAUUCUGGUUAGGAUUGGAGAAGAUUCAUCAGCUCACUUCAUCCAAGCAGCAUGAGUUGCACGUGGUUUUGGAGGACUUCGAGGGUAAUUCCAAGGUGGCCACAUACGACGACUUCCGCCUGGCCGAUGAGGCAGAAAGGUACAAACUGAAGAGCGUCGGUCGUUACAAUGGCACCGCAGGCGAUGAGCUGACUCAUCUUCUCGGCCAAGUGUUCAACACCUUCGAUGCGGACAACGAUUCAGCAGCUAACUUCAAAUGUACAAAAUGGUGGUACAGUUAUAAUUGCGGCUACAGCAAUCUCAACGGAAAUUAUCUUGGUCAGGGUGCAGAGCUAGAUUGCAAAGGAAUGUACUGGUACUAUUUCCAUAACUCCUGUUAUUCGCUCAAAAGUUCACGAAUGAUGAUCCGGGCGAAAGUUUAACCCAUUUAUAGUGACAACGAGCGCUGAGUUCAAAAGGUCGCCCGAUGAAUUUCAACUUAAUUCCGCCAUUCUAAACUACAUCAGAUAAUGUUAAAUAUCUUCUUUUUUUUAACUUAUGAUUAGAAAAU
This is a messenger RNA of Uranotaenia lowii, 1135 nucleotides long. Its product is annotated as microfibril-associated glycoprotein 4-like. The coding region runs from base 21 to 1007 and encodes 328 amino acids. The transcript is spliced from 3 exons. NCBI's taxonomy places the organism in Eukaryota, Metazoa, Arthropoda, Insecta, Diptera, Culicidae. The record is from RefSeq and is a predicted model, not a curated record.